Solanum pennellii is the source of this 789-nucleotide messenger RNA. RefSeq lists its product as uncharacterized. The transcript has 2 exons. The record is from RefSeq and is a predicted model, not a curated record. Bases 133 to 504 code for a protein of 123 amino acids. Lineage: Eukaryota; Viridiplantae; Streptophyta; Magnoliopsida; Solanales; Solanaceae.
AUCCUAACCCGCUAUACCAAAUGAAUUCAUACCAUUAAAACCCCAAACUCAUGGCCAAUCCCUCUAAUCAUAACCCGAUUUUUGGCUUCUUGACUUGAAGAUCUGUUAUCUUCAUGAUGUGAUCUUUUGCACAUGAUUAACUUCUUGAUUAUCCCUGGAAAAUCCAAAUUCUGCUCCAAUUAUGUUGAGGAUCCACAUACAUUUAUUGAUCUUUUCGUAUCAAAUGAUGAAUCGACACUGUUGAUGAGAUCAUGUGCAUUCUACCCUAAAUUCGGGGUUGGAGCUUUAGGCAUUUUUCUAGUGCUUUUAAAGAUAGGAGAAGUACGAACAACAGGUAGUUCUGGUGACUUGGGCAGUGAAUUUUUUCGACUCAAAUUCACUGGUGGAGAAAUGCUCAGCGAUACAGAGCUAAUUGGUAAAUCCAAAUCGGAGCUGGAAGAUGAGUACGAAGAAGAUGAGCUCGACCCACCAAAAUUCUUUCACCUCAACGACGACCAUCUAUAAUUAGAUUAGCUACUGCAUUAUAAGAGGGGAUUUGGAAAUUAUUUAGCCCUAAAAAUGUUCUAUUGAGAAUGGGCAAGGGAAAUUUGGUCAUGAGAUUAAAGGGGUCGGGGCAUUGGGUUAAAAAUUAGAAAUGAACUUUUUCUAAUUUUUUAGAUAAUUCAUGUAAAUUUGGGGCUUUCCUUCAAAUGAGAAGUAUAUAUGGUGAAAUUAGUAACGAUAGUGGUAAAACUAAUUUCAUUUCAACGACAAGAGCAUAGUCAACUAAUUAAACAAAGUUGAGAGGUA